CCAAAAGGAGUCCUUAAAAGGCCAAAAGAACAGAACAUUGUGACAGAGUGUUCCAGAGUUUGUUGAACUGUGAAGAGAAGAGAAGAGGGUAACUGCAACCAAGCAAGCGAAGCAGUGAUGGAGGAUAGGAUGAAGAAGACGGUGCUUUCUCCACCCAUUGUGCUUCUCUUUCUAGCUUUCUCACUUCUUCUCUUGCUUCCAGAAGCUUCGGCUACAAAGUUUAACGUUGGAGAUAGCAAGUUUUGGAACCCCAAUAUCAACUACACUGAAUGGGCCAAAGGAAAACAUUUCUACCUUGGAGAUUGGCUGUAUUUUGUUUACGACAGGAACCAAGCUAGCGUGCUGGAAGUGAACAAGACCGAUUAUGAGACUUGUAACUCUGAUCAUCCACUCACAAACUGGACAAGGGGUGCAGGAAGAGAUGUGGUUCCUCUAAACGUAACCAAAACCUACUACAUCAUCAGUGGCAAAGGGUUCUGCUUCAGUGGCAUGAAGGUGGCUGUUCAUGUUGAAAAGCUACCACCUCCGCCGAAAGCCGCCCCUGUAAAAUCCGGCGCACCAACACUCUUCUCCACCGGCCACAUUCUUCUCACGCCUGUUGUUUUUGCCGUCGGAGCAGCGUGGGAUGCAUUCAUUCAUUUCUGGUAGUGAAUACCACACCACCAUUGAACAACAUCAUUGGAUAAGUGUUAAUGUUGUGUUAGUUGAUUUUAUUUUUUGUUGAAAGGCAAUUGUUGUCUGCAUUGCAUGGUGAUUGUAGUUGUUGGCCUCAAAUGGGUCAGACAAAAGGGUGAUUUUUCAGCAAGUUAGGUAGUGUCUGUUUGAUUUUCAAAAUGUGUUGUGUUUCUGCAUGAUUAUGGUCAGAAAUAUGCCACAAACUGGUUUAAAUUAAUUUGAUUUAUUGGAGAAUUCAAAUGCGGGAA
Molecule: messenger RNA, 923 nt
Organism: Vigna umbellata (rice bean)
Lineage: Eukaryota; Viridiplantae; Streptophyta; Magnoliopsida; Fabales; Fabaceae
Product: early nodulin-like protein 17
Cellular component (GO): plasma membrane
Molecular function (GO): electron transfer activity
Source: RefSeq, a predicted model, not a curated record